Molecule: messenger RNA, 4094 nt
Organism: Argiope bruennichi
Lineage: Eukaryota; Metazoa; Arthropoda; Arachnida; Araneae; Araneidae
Product: proton channel OtopLc-like
Exons: 7
Coding region: 158-1933 (591 amino acids)
Biological process (GO): proton transmembrane transport
Cellular component (GO): membrane
Molecular function (GO): proton channel activity
Source: RefSeq, a predicted model, not a curated record
CACUUUUCGGAUCCGGAUCUGCUUAGAAUUGAAUGAUUACGACACAUUAUAAGGAACCAAAUUUGUCAAUUGUAAGAGAAGCGAAGAAGUUUACGGUGUUACUCUAAUUUCAAUGAAACAUUGUUUCAUUUAAAAAAUUGGAAAAUAAAUUGUUCUUAUGUCAUCUAAAGUAAUGGAGAACCAAACUAGUUUUGAUCCCAGAAGAGAUGGGAAUGGCCUAGAUAAAUCAUUUGCUGAACCUGAGCAGUAUCCACUGCAUGAAUUAAAUGAUUUCAGAGAUGGAAAAACUAGUCUUGAAAAUAUCAGUAUAACUGAAAAUUGUCCUCAGAGUUCUAGAGAUGGUGAUGUGUUGCAUUCGUUAAGUGGUAUAUAUGCUGAAGUUUUGAUUGUGGUAACGGCUGCAGCUGUCAUCACAGAAAUGUUGCCUGGAUCUUUGCCUUUGUUUUAUUUUCAUGACUACCUAUUUGUUUACCUUCUUGGCAUAGGAAUUACGGUUUUCAUAAUCAUUCAUGGUGUCAAAUUGCAUCAGCAAGUUACUUCAAGCAAGAAUGAUGAAAAUGAUUGCAGACUCUCUCCUGCAUUACAGAAAAAUGCACCAGAAAAAUGCAUAGCUGACAUAAAUUUAUUUUUUAGAGUUGGAACAGCUAUUACAGGCGGUGCUGUUCUUGUCACCUCAAUGAUGGAAGCAGUGUCAAUUCAUGUAUCUAUGAAACAUUGUGUAAAUCAGCUGAGUUCUGCUCAACCAAUACUACGAUGUAUUUUUGUUUUAUUCCAGAUCCAUUUUUUAAUAAAUCCUAAGAAUAUCUUGAACACAUUGGGAUGCUUUCGAAAUCUUGCUAUUAUGCACUUAUUUGCUGCAAAUUUUGCUGUGUGGUUUCGAAUGAUGGUAUGGGGCAUUGUGAAAGAUUGGGAAGCAGCUACUCAUAUCAAGCAUAAUUCAAGUGUUCCCUGGGAUAAUGCUCUGAAUAUUACUGUUCAUUCUUUGGAAUCUGAUGUAAAUUCGAAAGAUAACAGUACACAUUAUCCAGCUCAUGUAAUACACUAUACAUCAAAUUGUUGGUGGAGAGUAAAAAAAUCAGAGGAGAUGGAUAUUACAUCUGUGCAAUAUUGCUUACAAAAUUCUACUGCUGGACAGAUAUGGGAGAAAACAGACCAAUUUUUAUUUGUUUUCAAAACUCAAUAUUACUUUCUGAUAAUUGGUAUUUUGUACAUUAUAUGGUGUAAAUGUAGCAAUGAUUACGUAAAGCGUAGUUACUCAUUAUUUUCAUCUAAUAAUAACCAGAAAAUUGAUUUAUGCAGCAAGGCAACAAAAGGUUUUUGUCUUGGAUUAGUGGUUUUUGGUACAAGUAUUAUAAUUUUGAUUAUUUUUUUUACUGUUGACCGAGAACUAAUUAUGAUGCAUAGUAUUAUAUAUUGCGUUAUUUUUGGGUCUUCCUCAGUUUCUGCUAUAUUUGCGCUAUUUCAGGUCAAGAAAAUGUAUUCUUGGAAGUCUCUGAGAGAAGUCCAAUUUAUCAGGCUCUUCCAAAGUAUUGGAUUGUUUGCUAUUUUGAUUUACGGUUCUUGCAACGUAAUAUCUGGUAGUUUAUCACCAAGGAGACCAAAUAUUCUUCUUGCUUUUGAAACAAUAAGUAUGGUUCUGAAUAGUACAGCUCAAUAUUUGCUCAUAGUUCAAGUCUCCAGGAAAAAAAUUGACGUUUCCAAUGCUAAUGAGAAACCGGGUCGGCAAUCAAUUGUUUUUCUCAUAUUUUGUAAUAUUUCUCUUUGUAUUUUGGAAUGUUUUAUUACCUGGAGUCACUUGAGGCAUCAAUUUAUAAUUAAUGAUUCAGAAGUAAUUUGGACAGCUGUUAUCCGAUGUGUGCUUCCUUUUGUUGUAUUUUAUAGAUAUCACUCUGUUGUUACUCUUAUGCAAGCUUGGGUAAAAGCAUACCAAUAAAGUCAACUGUACUGGUUUUUUCCUUAAAAAAAUUUGCAUUAUUAUGGUUAACGCACAGAAUUCAACCGAAUCUUUCUUCUUCUUCUUUGAAGUAUGUUAGAAUUUUUAUUAAGAGGUUUCUGACUUGCCAUUCUUUAUAGUAUUUCAUCAUACAUUAUGAUUAAGUAUUAUUUCUUUAUUAUUCUAUUUGCAUAAAUUAUAGAAGGGGAAACGAUUAUAUAAUGUAGCCAAAAGUUCAAGGUUAUUUUUUUUUAUUUAUGUUGGUAUUGGAUGCCAUUAUAUUUUGAUUUUUUUUUUUUUUUCUGGAACUUUUUUGUUUCCAAGUUUUGUAACGAUUUUAUUGUUGAUUACUUGGCUGUUUUGAUAUUGUUUUAAUUCAUUACAAUAAAAAGCUUUAUGUGAUGCUAAUUAUCCUUCAUCAGAGAUACAGCAUUUUCCUAUAGGUUUUUAACUUUCCAAAUAGUCACGAGUCAUCAUUAUAGUUAAAUUGGAUAUUGCUUAUGCUCAGAAGCCCUCUCCCCGGUGCUAAAUGGUCAUCAAGCUUCUCAUGAGCUGUAUACCUAUAUUUAUGAAAUUCUGGUUAGUUUUUAUAAACCUAUUAUUCCCCACCUCAUUUUUUCUAGUCAAGAUAAAAGGUAUGGUAAUAUUUUUGUAAGUUUGCAUACAGUCAUAAUUGUUCAUAUACAGGAAUCUCUUACAACUGAUAUAUUUUUUAUUUAUACUUUACUUUUUAACUGUAAAGUGAAGAAAUCUCAUUUUCCACAGUGUAUUUGUACACAGUAUUGACAAUUUUAAUAAGGAACUUCUCCCUUGAAUUCUUCUUCUAAUAAUUUCUCUAGAAAUUCUAAGAAUUAUGUAAUUUGAGAAAACUAAACUUAGUUUGUGCUUUUUCUCCAUUAUUUUUUAAAUACUUAUUAUUGAAAGUUACUUAAUAUUGUGAACCGUUUUUAAUAGGUUUCUUGCAAAGGUAUUAUUUCCACAAUUAUUAUAUUUGUGAUUCAGCUUCUCUUUUCUACAUGUUUUCUCCUCUAUUUUUGCAUAUAUUUUUCUUUUUGUGAAUUGACCCUCUAUUUUACCGAAAUUCAUUUCUUUUGAAAUUUUUAUGUAUUAAUUUUCCAAGUAUUGCAUUUAAUAUAUACAUAUGUUUUUUUUCUUUAACUGAAGUCGGCUUUUUUUUAGUCUGAAUAAACAACUAAAUGGGUCAAAAAUAUUGCUGGUCAUUUACAGUGAUAUCUUUGAUUCAUGCAUAAAUGUUACUUGUUCUCUUGCAAAAUAAUUUAAUAUAUUAUCAGAUAUUUAAAAAAAAUAAGUAUUGUUGACAACUGCUCCAUUUGCGAUACGAAAUUGUUUUUAUUUAUAAGUUUUGAGUGUUUCUAGAUGUUGAACUUUUAAAUUGGUCGUAGAUAUUUUAUUGCGAUUGUUAUUAAAACAUUGUUAGGUAUCUUUAUUGUGAUGCAGUUCCAGUUAUUCAAUUUGUAUAUUUUAUAAAAAUGUUAACGAAUUCGAGAACUAUAAAAUUAAUAUUGAAAAAUGUUUGAAGCGAAUUAUGUAACAUUGUGUUGAUUAUUGCUUUGUUUGAAAUUAACAACUUCAUCAAAUAUCAUUGCUGAAUUUAUUACUUUUAUUGUAAACUAUAUUUCUGUUUUUAAUUUGGAGUUUUUAUCUUGUGUCACAUGUUGGAUAAAGCAACUGAACUUUUGAAAAGAUGCAAAUUUUUUUCUGAUAGUGUAUUUUUCCCUAUGUUUAGUGUAUAAUAAUUUUUAUUAUUUGUUUAAAAGAUAGUAGAUAAAAAAAAUGAAAAAAAAAUGCUGUAUUUCAGUUUUAUCAAAUAUAUUAUUUAGAAAGGUUAUAAACAAACAAUUAAUUCAAGCUGCAGUUGUCUUAUGCAUUUACACCCAAAGGCAAUACAACAAAGCAAAAUAAGAUUGUUUUGCGUAUAUAUAUAGAUAGAUUUAUUUUUUAAGCUUUACAAUUUACAAAAGUUUAAAAUGCUGAUAUCUGUAAGAAGUUCCUACUUGGUAUGCUUUGUAAAAAUAUAUCUAUUCAUUAUGGUGAUAUUUCACAUAUUGUUUCCAAAGUAUUUAAAAAUUGAUUUUCUUUAUUUUCUUGGGCUUUUUGUAGUGUAGUAUUUGUGAGCAAUUAAAUAUGUGCCAUAUAUAUA